UCCCACUUCCAAACCUUCCAACCUAUCUUCUUGUAAACCCAUCCAGAACCUCCACCUCUGACACCAUGGUCAGCUCCUGCUGUGGCUCUGUCUGCUCUGAGGAGGGCUGUGGUCAAAGCUGCUGCCAGCCCAGCUGCUGCCAAACCACCUGCUGCCGCCCCAGCUGCUGUGUGUCCAGCUGCUGCAGACCCAGCUGCUGCCGCCCCAGCUGCUGUGUAUCCAGCUGCUGCAGGCCUCAGUGCUGCCAGUCUGUGUGCUGCCAGCCCACUUGUUGCCGUCCUAGCUGCUGCAUUUCCAGCUGCUGCAGGCCCAGCUGCUGCCGCCCCAGCUGUUGUGUGUCCAGCUGCUGCAGGCCCCAGUGCUGCCAGUCUGUGUGCUGCCAGCCUACCUGCUGCCGCCCCAGCUGUUGCCGCCCUUGCUGUGGUAGUUCCAGCUGUUGUGUGUCCAGCUGUUGCAGACCCCAGUGCUGCAUCUCCAGCUGUUGUCGCCCCAUCUGUUGCCAGACCACCUGCUGCAGGACCACUUGCUGCCGCCCAGCCUGUUCUAGUGGUUCUUGCUGCUGAGCACCUUCAUCCAGUCUCCUGCUCGUCAUCACACAUAGUUCCUAAUGUAGUCCAUGUGUGUUCUGAGUCCCAAGAGGCUCAUUCUAAAGCCUCUGAUACAAAUGAGAUUGAUUUGGACAACAACUAUUUGCCACACUCCAGCCUGCUUAGUAUCUGUUUAAAAUGAACACAUUUGAGCAUUCUAAUCUCUCAUAAAAUGUGUUCUGUGCUAUAUUAAAAAAACAAACAUCCUAAUAAUAAAUUAAAAGUUUAAAGG
Molecule: messenger RNA, 819 nt
Organism: Mus musculus (house mouse)
Lineage: Eukaryota; Metazoa; Chordata; Mammalia; Rodentia; Muridae
Gene: Krtap4-13
Product: keratin associated protein 4-13
Exons: 1
Coding region: 66-563 (165 amino acids)
Cellular component (GO): keratin filament; cytosol
Source: RefSeq, marked validated